This is a messenger RNA of Carya illinoinensis, 1043 nucleotides long. RefSeq names its product E3 ubiquitin-protein ligase APD2-like. Lineage: Eukaryota; Viridiplantae; Streptophyta; Magnoliopsida; Fagales; Juglandaceae. The record is from RefSeq and is a predicted model, not a curated record. Bases 367 to 927 code for a protein of 186 amino acids. The transcript is spliced from 5 exons.
UAAUUUUAUAUAAAUCCUAAUAAAUAUGGUACUCGGACUUGUUAGGUUGCUACCAAAUUUUCCAGAUACAUGCGGCUCUUAUUUCGCACUUUUUUCCCUUUCUCCUCCCAUUCAUGCAUUGUGCACUCAUUCUCCUUACAAUCUUUAAACAUUGCGAUUCUUCUUCCUUCCUGCAUUUUCACAUUAAGGCUCGAACAGUAAAGGUACAGCCAUUGUUCAGGCGUUGUCAUCUCCACUUGAAAAAUGGGUGUUUUUUCCAUGGAUUCUCCAGGAACGUCAGAGCGGAACUUGAAAACUCCAAGAUCUUUUUGAGAUUAAUUUGAAUUUGUAAGAAAAACAAGGCAGCCGGAGCAACGCAAAAGCAUCAUGUGUUCCACUAUACGAGUGCUGAACAGAAUAAAUAUCCACUUGGCAGCCGGCUCUCAAUCCUAUAAUUUAACCAAGUCCAGCGAAGAUGAUUUUGCUGAUUGGUGCGUUACGCUCUCUUUCGUGGCACGUCUUGUCGCCUAUGUUGCAAUUUUGGUGUUGCUGGUGGUGGUUAUAUUUAUGCUAAUGAAGUACUUUGAAGGGUUUGAUGAGGAGAGAACCGGAGAGGAAGCAGAAGAAAGUACUGAAACAAAUCCAUUAUGGGUAGGAAAGACAGUGCAAUUCUCGUAUGGAACUUGUGAAGAAGAUUUGGAGUCAGGAAUUUGUAAAGAUAAUGGUGUUAAUGGAUCAUGUAGUCAUAGUAGUUCCCAAGAAGAAGACUUGUAUGACAAAAAAGUAUGCGUAAUUUGCUAUGAUGAACAACGUAAUUGUUUCUUUGUUCCUUGUGGGCACUGUGCUACCUGUUAUGUCUGUGCUCAAAGGAUUUUCAAUGGAGAAAACAAGACGUGUCCUGUUUGUAGAAGAUUCAUUGGCAAAGUGAGAAAAUUAUUUGCUCCUUAGGGAUUAUUUAUUUAUUUUUUCUUAUUUUCUGGGAGAGGAUUUUGUCAGUAAACCCGUCUCUGAAUUAAUUGACAGAGAUCAGGAUAUAUAACAGACCUCUUGUUUUGUUUCUUGUU